Thamnophis sirtalis is the source of this 3101-nucleotide messenger RNA. RefSeq names its product leucine rich repeat containing 8 VRAC subunit C (gene LRRC8C). Lineage: Eukaryota; Metazoa; Chordata; Lepidosauria; Squamata; Natricidae. Gene Ontology annotation, molecular function: protein binding. The record is from RefSeq and is a predicted model, not a curated record. Gene Ontology annotation, cellular component: cytoplasm.
CUCCGCGGAGCAUCAGCCGGACGCCGCAUUGGGCUGCUAUGGAGGGCGCCGGAGCCCGCCUCGGCUUCCAAUACCGUCGCUGCCCGUGAUUGUUUCCCCCCUUUCCCCUCCUAGCGCGCGCGCGCGCGGGGCGCUCUUUUCAGCGAGAACAAUGAUUCCUGUCACUGAAUUCCGCCAAUUCUCUGAGCAGCAGCCAGCCUUCCGUGUUUUGAAGCCAUGGUGGGAUGUAUUUACAGACUACCUUUCUGUUGCCAUGUUGAUGGUUGGUGUGUUUGGUUGCACAUUACAGGCGAUGCAGGAUAAGAUCAUAUGCCUUCCCAAGAGAGUCCAGCCUUCUCCGAAUAUAUCUCACCUUAAUAUGUCAGAUAUGGAUUCCAGUGCAGCUCAGUUCCUUCCACCCAAGCCAUCCACACCUCCUGCCACUGUUGAAAUGAAGGGCUUAAAGACUGACUUAGACCUCCAGCAGUACAGCUUUAUAAAUCAAAUGUGCUACGAGCGUGCCUUGCAUUGGUACGCAAAGUACUUUCCAUACCUUGUCCUUAUACACACAUUGAUCUUCAUGCUAUGUAGCAACUUUUGGUUCAAGUUCCCAGGGUCCAGCUCAAAAAUUGAACAUUUCAUUUCCAUUCUGGGGAAAUGUUUUGACUCUCCUUGGACCACAAGGGCUUUGUCAGAGGUUUCUGGAGAAGACUCUGAGGAGAAAGACAACAGGAAGAACAACAUCAACCGGUCAAACACGGUCCAGCCUACCACAGAAGGCAAUUUGGUCAGGACGCAGUCCUUAAAAUCCGUAUCUGAAAAAUACAUUGUGGAUAAAGGAACUCCGGGGGCUUUGGAUAAAAAAGAAGGAGAACAAGCUAAAGCGUUAUUUGAGAAGGUGAAGAAAUUCCGUCUCCAUGUUGAGGAAGGUGACAUACUAUAUGCUAUGUAUGUUCGCCAAACAGUGCUGAAAGUGAUCAAGUUUCUCAUUAUUAUUGCAUAUAACAGUGCACUUGUUUCAAAAGUUCAGUUUACAGUGGAUUGCAAUGUUGAUAUUCAAGACAUGACAGGAUAUAAGCACUUUUCUUGCAAUCAUACAAUGGCACAUCUUUUUUCUAAACUCUCAUUCUGCUACUUAUGUUUUGUAAGUAUUUAUGGACUGACGUGCCUUUAUACGUUGUACUGGCUCUUUUACCGCUCUCUGAAAGAAUAUUCGUUUGAGUACGUCCGGCAAGAGACUGGAAUUGAUGAUAUCCCAGAUGUCAAGAAUGACUUUGCUUUUAUGCUCCACAUGAUAGAUCAGUAUGAUCCUCUUUACUCGAAGAGAUUUGCUGUAUUUCUUUCAGAGGUCAGUGAAAACAAACUGAAGCAGCUGAAUUUAAACAAUGAAUGGACUGCUGACAAACUCCGGCAAAGAUUGCAAAUGAAUGCCAAUAACCGUUUGGAAUUGCAACUGUUUAUGCUGUCUGGACUUCCUGAUACAGUCUUCGAAAUUACAGAGAUUCAGUCCUUGAAACUUGAAAUUAUUAAUAAUGUCAUGAUACCGGCUACCAUUGUGCAACUUGACAAUCUCCAAGAGCUUUCCCUAUACCAAUGUUCUGCAAAGAUCCACAGUGCAGCCUUGGCAUUUCUAAAAGAAAACCUGAAAGUCUUGAAUGUCAAGUUUGAUGACUUCAGAGAACUUCCACCUUGGAUGUACGGGCUCAGAAAUUUAGAAGAAUUAAACUUAAUUGGUUCUUUAUGCCACGACAUUUCUAAAAAUAUAACUUUGGAGUCUUUUCGAGAGCUGAAGAACCUUAAAGUUCUGCUCAUUAAAAGCAACCUGUCCAAAGUCCCACAGUCAGUAGUUGAUGUUUCAAGUCACCUUCAAAAAAUGUGCAUUCAUAAUGAUGGCACUAAACUAGUAAUGCUCAACAACCUGAAAAAAAUGGUCAACUUGACCGAAUUAGAGUUGUUGCACUGUGAUAUGGAACGCAUUCCUCAUGCUGUUUUCAGCCUUAACGCUCUCCAGGAGCUGGAUCUUAAGGAAAACAAUCUGAAAUCUAUAGAGGAAAUUGUUAGCUUUCAACACCUUAGAAAACUUACAAUCCUUAAGUUAUGGCACAACAGUAUAACCUACAUCCCUGAGCACAUAAAGAAGCUCACCAGUCUAGAACGGCUUUCUUUUAGUCACAACAAGAUAGAGGUUCUCCCAUCCCACCUUUUCCUAUGCAACAAAAUUAGAUAUUUAGACUUAUCUAACAAUGACAUACGAUUCAUCCCCCCUGAAAUUGGGGUUCUACAAAGUUUACAGUAUUUCUCCAUUUCUUGCAACAAAAUAGAGAGUGUGCCAGAUGAGUUAUACUUUUGCAAAAAAAUCAAGACCCUGAAGAUUGGGAAAAACAACUUGUCUAUUCUUUCACCUAAAAUUGGAAAUCUAGUGUUGCUAUCCUACUUGGACAUUAAAGGAAAUCACCUGGAGUUUCUUCCCCAUGAACUUGGUGACUGCAGAGCUCUUAAAAAGGGUGGACUUGUGGUUGAAGACAUCUUAUUCGAAACUCUGCCUUUGGAUGUUAGAGAACAGAUGAAGGCUGAAUAAUAUUCUCAGCACUCCGUGCAAACUUUCUGCCAAAUGCCUUGUACAUAACUAAUAUGCCUUCAAGUCUUUAUCUUAUUUUGAUGUAUUUUGACAUUUUAUAUAUGGAUCAUUUUGGAAUAUAUGUAUUACAUGUAAACAUUUAUAUUUAUAUAAGCUUUCUUCUUCUACCCCACCCACUUCCAUGUUUACAUUUCUUUUUUAAAUUUCAGCCUUAUAUUGUAUGUCUCUACUUUUUACUCUGUUUUGUUGAGAUGAAAUUGCUGACAUCUGCCUUAAAAAAAAUGCCCUAGCUCAAACAAAGAUAAUCAUCUUUAAAAAUAAAUAAUUUAGGUAACAUAUUUAAGUAGAAUAAUAUAUGGUUGCUGUAGCAACUGGGAUUCUUUCUAUUCUGCUUUUCAAAAAUCAUCUAAAUGCUUUAAAACUGAAAAAAAAAAGUGUUCUUUAUCUUGUUUUAUUUCCUAGUUGCGGGUAAUGGCUUUUGCAAGUCAGAUUGCCCUGUCCUUAGGACUUGUUUAUAUCAAAACAGCAACCAAUCAUUGAUAAA